Dichomitus squalens LYAD-421 SS1 is the source of this 2081-nucleotide messenger RNA. Its product is annotated as cytochrome P450. The coding region runs from base 496 to 1404 and encodes 302 amino acids. Lineage: Eukaryota; Fungi; Basidiomycota; Agaricomycetes; Polyporales; Polyporaceae. Gene Ontology annotation, molecular function: iron ion binding; oxidoreductase activity, acting on paired donors, with incorporation or reduction of molecular oxygen; heme binding. The record is from RefSeq and is a predicted model, not a curated record. The transcript is spliced from 10 exons.
CCUUGCAUCGCCUUUCUGGAGCUCACCUCGCGCUUCGGCCUUCGUUACGGCCACCAUUCGAUAUCGACCGCUUGCUCCCACAGGCGAACAACAUCGAAAGCAACGCAAGCUGCUCAACUCCAUCUUCUCCAUCGCCCACAUGCGUCUCAUCUCAUCAUCGACGAAGUCUGUCUGAUAGUGGGUCUGUUUCCUCAUCCACUGGCUUGUCCUAGGCGCCGACGGACCUGUCCCUAUCACCGCUGCAGAACGCUCUCGACUCGCGCAUCGAUGGGAACGACACGGUCGAGACAGACAUGCUGACGUGGAUGGACCGCAUCGCCCUCGACGGGACUGGGUCAUUUGUUCGACCCGCUCGUCACAGACAAAGCGUCAGGACGAACUACGCGAGCGCAAUCAAACUGUUCCAGCCUAUGCAGGCGGAGGUGCCUGCUACGCCGCCUCGUGCCCUACGUCAGCGAUCUGGGCCCGCCCGCGAUCUGCCGGUGGCUCCUGGACAUGUUCCCCCACAAAGGCGUGCAACAGCUCAAGUCGAUCGUUGGCGUGAUGCAUGAGCGGUCCCUCGAGAUCUUCCAGCUGAAGAAGCAGGCUCUGGAGCAGGGCGAUGAAGCCGUCGCCCACCAGGUUGGCGAGGGCAAGGACAUCAUGAGUAUUCUACUCAAGGCAAACGUCGAGGCAUCGCAGGAGGAUAAGUUGCCGGAGGAGGAGAUCCUUGCCCAAAUGUCCACAUUCAUCCUAGCGGGAAUGGACACUACCUCCACUGCAAUGUCCAUCACGCUCACCAUUCUGUCUCAACACCCGGAGGUGCAGAAAAAGCUCCGGAACGAGAUCUUGGAGGCCUCCAAAGGGGAGCCGCUUGAGUACGACGCCCUCGUCUCCCUUCCCUACCUGGACGCAGUCUGCCGGGAGACCUUGCGUCUCUACGCCCCCGUCGCUCAGGUGUUCCGCGAGACUCGAGAGGACGUGGUGAUGCCUCUAUCGCACCCUAUCCGAGGUGUGGACGGCAAGACGAUACACGAGAUCUUCGUCCCUAAGGACACCGUCGUCGCCGUCGGUCUCCUCGCGUCCAAUCGCAACAAGGCCAUCUGGGGCGAGGAUGCAGAAGAGUGGAAGCCCGAGCGUUGGCUGUCGCCCCUGCCCGGAAGCGUCACUGAAUCCAAGAUUCCAGGCAUCUAUUCAAACCUUAUGACUUUCCUGGGAGGUGGUCGCGCUUGCAUUGGAUUCAAAUUCUCGCAGCUCGAGAUGAAGGUUGUACUGUGUCUCCUUCUGUCGAAGUUCACAUUCGCACAGUCCGACAAGAAGGUGAAUUGGGUCUUGUCUGGGGUCCGUUUCCCGAUCGUAGGCAACAGCCCGAAGCCGUCAAUGCCUCUGAAAGUAGGGCUGUACAAGGGGCCUGUUCCUGCAUAAGUAAUAAUUCCUGUCACGUAACAAUGUCGAUAGCGAUCAGCCUCUUGAGCUGCACCUUCCUGCUACCUCGAGCCAGUCAAGUUGCUUACCUCGCUUUCGAAACUUCGCCUCCAGCGGUGCUUCUGACGCCCCUGGUGAUUUAGCAGUUGUCAUGCAAGACGCUAUUAUGAAGGGGCUGAUGCGAUGAUGGGGUCCACUGCGAUCAUUUCUCAGGGUUUCACAGCAUGGGAGAAGUCCAUCGAGUUCAGAUAUGAGCGCCUCCCAGGACACCACAGCUCUUCGGCUUCCUCUGCAUACUUCGCGAUCGGCAGACGUGGGCUGACAUGUUCUCCGACGAUGACGCACCGCUGUUUGGAAGAUUAGAGUCAACGACGUACCCAGGCCUUUGCUAUUGGCACGAUCGACAUUGCGAGUGCUGCUUCUCCGAUUGACAAGUGCAGAGGCUGACAUGGUGGUCGCUCCCCAGAUCCUCCGCCUUCCAUGUCAGCCUCUUGACCAGGUUAGCAUAUAAACCGACUCGAGGUCGAGUGCUUGGCCUUACCGCUUUCCACCUGCUUCCAUCGCUGCAUACCUGCUAUCGUCGCUCUACACCUGCUAUCGUCGCUCUACACCUGCUAUCAUCUCUCUGCGUCGACUCUUGUCUACUUUUCCAUCGCCGUGACCUCGUUCUGCAUCCG